GUCCAGAUUCAUUUGAAGCUAAUGCAGAAGGGACUGGACUGAACCCUGGAAACUGAUAUGGAAAGAACAGAAACAAAGAUUAUGGGGCAUCAUGCUCCGUUGUCCGCCCUCUUUUUUGCUUUCUUCACAUGGAAACUCGGCUUCUUUUACUCCCGAAUCUGGCGGCUCCGCUUUGCCUUCGUCUUGAAUCUUCCUCCGGGGGCAUCUCUGCUUGAAGCCCUAGGUUUCAAUUGCUAAUUUGAGAAGAAUUGAUCCCAAAGUCAUGGAAAUUAUCCCAUCUGAUUGCCCCUUUCCAGGCUGUUUAUUCUGUGUCAUGAAAGAAGACAAUCCGAACAAACGAAGAGCUGGCAUCAUCAAAUUCUUCAAAGAUCUUCCUUCACAAGAUGAAGAUGGCCAAGUUCUACCUAUCAGCGGGCUUUGGAACACUGCCAUGGCACAUCCAAAUGAUCCUGAGUUCAUCAACCUGGGAAUAUUUGAAUGCAUGAAUGCCUUGAUUUGGAAGGGCUUGAAGAACCGGCGCUGGCUUUCCCGUGACCAGAACAUAUACAUACCUUACUAUGCUGCUCAUAUUAUUGGAUCUUACACAAUGAACUUGGAAGAGUUUGCCAUUAGUGCUGUGAAUGCUUUAGUUAUUCCUCCAUUGAUUGAACUCUUGAGAGGAAGGCUAACAUGGGUGGAACAAAGGGUAGCAGUUAGAGCUUUGGGGCACUUGGUUACCUAUGCCAGCACUUUUUCUGCUGUUUCAAGCCAUGAGGAGGUUCUUGAGCUUGCCAUACAGCUUGCUUUAAGCUCUUUGGAGAUUGUCUACUCUCAUUUUUACAAGUCUGUGGACAGGAGACCACGGUAUCACUGUGAUCUUCUAACCCGCGGGAUGGGGGGUACGGAGAUGGAAUCAAGGAAGGCUGAGGAAUGGGCGAGUCAGUUGCAGUGCUGGUCACUUCAACUAAUUAACUGCUUUGCAUUUAAGCCUGAGUUCCUCCCAGACAUUUGUAAGCCAGAAUUUUUGGUGAAACUGCCGGGGAUGUGGGGUGGACUUGUUAAUGAGAAUUCACCCGCAGGUAUUGGAUUGUUGAGAACUAUCUGUCAUCAUAAGCUUGGUAGAGGGGCUGUUGUGAGCUGUGCUGGUGUUUUGGAGGCGCUAUGCAAUAUCGCUAGAUCGUCAGAUGACUGGCAAUAUAUGGCAAUUGAAUGUCUCAUUUGGUUACUAAAGGAUCCAUCAACUUGUCAUAAGGUGGUAGAUAUAGCAGCGCCAGCUCUUAUAGAUCUUGCUGAAAUUACCAAGCUUGGUGAUAACCUAAGGCUUGGUGACUCCAUUGUUGAACUCCUUGGAGAAACUGUGCAAACAUGUCAGUCCAUAAACAGACAUGUGAAAGAACAAAUUGAAGAACUUCUGAUCUCCAGGCAGAGAUUAAAAUGGGAGAAGAAUAUGUCCAAGGAGGACCUUCAUAUAAAACAGGCAGCAGCACUUGUUGUCAAGCUGGAAGGAAAUUCUCUAUUUUCUUCAGGAAAGAUUGCUGAGGCUGCCUCUAAGUACUCCGAAGCAUUGGCCUUGUGCCCAAUCAGAUCCAAAAAGGAGAGAGUUGUGCUCUAUAGCAACCGUGCCCAAUGCUAUCUUCUCUUACAGCAGCCCAUGGCAGCCAUAAGUGAUACAACACGAGCAUUAUGCCUUCACAAACCUUUUAAUGGUCAUGCCAAAAGCCUGUGGAGAAGAGCUCAGGCGCAUGACAUGCUUGGAUUAAGCAAAGAGAGCUUGUUGGAUGCUAUUCUAUUCAUCAAUGAGUGUUCUCAGUCCAAAGAUACUGAGCUGUCAAUGAGACAGAACAGAGUUCCAGAUUAUGCCACCAAGUUAUUGAAGAAGCAAAUGAGAGCCGCAUGGCUAUUUCGAGAGGCAGCCAUGAAACAUGGUGGUGUAUAUUCUGAGCAUUAUGAUGGUGAUGCACAAGACGAUGAGGCUGAUUCUGAUUGGGAGACAGCUAGUGAAAGUGAUUUAGGAAAUGACAGAAGGGAAAGUGAAUUCUGAGGGCAGUAGAGAUGAAUAUAUGAUGAGAACUGAAUGAUAUGUUGAUAUGUACUCACAAGUCAUUCAUGCUUCAUAUGUUGAUAUGUACUCACAAGUCAUUCAUGCUUGUGAUAGAAUGAGAUGCCUUCUCAUUUAACGUGUCCUGAACUGUUUGGCAGAUUGUAUUCAUCUUAUGUAUUCAUCUUAUUUAAAUGUUCAAAUUUAUAUAUUUAUAUCUAUAUAUAUAAAUUGAAUUUGGCAUGU
Molecule: messenger RNA, 2263 nt
Organism: Phalaenopsis equestris
Lineage: Eukaryota; Viridiplantae; Streptophyta; Magnoliopsida; Asparagales; Orchidaceae
Exons: 4
Coding region: 263-2020 (585 amino acids)
Molecular function (GO): protein binding
Source: RefSeq, a predicted model, not a curated record